AGCGCGGCUACCCGAUACCCUUAGCAGCGGCAGCAGCAACACACACAAGAGCAGGAAGCAAGCAGAGGCAGGCAGGCAGGCAGGCUCUUUCUUCUCCCUUUUCUUCUCGUACCAGCAGUAGGCUGGCAAAGGAACCAACACUCGCAUCAACAGCAGCUGUCCAACACUAACUCUACCGAAUGGCUGCUAGGUAGUGUCGAGCAGACCAGAGACCAAAGCGCGGCCAGGCAGUCAGCCGCAGGUAGCAGCUCGCGUAGCGGAGCGUGCACGCGUGACUGAGGUUCGUUUCUUCCGUUCCGGAGAUCCUACGUCGUUUAGCCUCCGUGCAUCGCCACCAAAGCGGUACUGGUCAGCUAGUGUGGCCUCUGACCUAGCCGAACCAAACCUAACCUAGCUACACCUAACCCAACCCAGCCCAGCCCAGCCCAGCCCAGUUUAGUCUAGCGUCCUCCACUGCCUACCUAGUGGCAAUCGACUUGAGCUACGUAUUAUUGCCGUUUCUCUUGUCGAAGCGAACCUUAACGUCGAUGUCCUACCCGCUGUGUGCCUUUUCUACCACUACCUCUCCUGAGGUAUCUUUGACUCUGCUCUAAUCUGGUUUACGUUGUUCGAUUAGCCGUUGAUUUAAUGGAAACGAAUUGCGUCGGUUUGUUGAGUUGUCGUGCACAUCGUUAACAUAUUAAUCUAACGGAACAUACACGGUGCACGACGAGAAAUAGUAGAAAUGAAAUUCGGACCCAUGCGUGAUCUCAUCGUCAAUGAUAACAACAACAACGACGACGUCGUCUUUACCUACAGUAACAAUUCGUCAGUGUGCCUUGACGGCUAUGCGCGUUAGUCGACAGCAGGUGUUAUCGCAGUGUUGGAACACAUCUGUCCCGUAACGUAAGGUUCAGUGAGUGGUUAGUCAUAACCUGCAGGUCACUUGAAAUUUGUCUGCAGAUAAAAAUGCGCCAAAAACUGGUUCGUAAAAGGUGAUUAGUUUGAUUCGUGGCCUGGCUAAUUAGUCUCCCCAAUGUUACAUUUUUUACCACACACGGUUCAUCAUAGCCAGACGCAAUCGUAUGAACGUGACAGAGUUGUGACUUUGGCAUAUACUAAUGUGAAACAAGCUAGGUCUUAACUGUAACGUUAACAAUAGUUGAUUAUAACUAGAAAAGAAAACGAGUUACGCUAAAUGUCUAACAUAAAUAUAUACAAGCAUAUGCAGAGUAAGAAAAAAUAUCAUCGUUGGUAAUAACCGACAGAGGCAAUGGUGGUGAAGAAGUGAAGUGUUAAUUAUAUAGUUCGCACGCUCAACCUAAUGAGUGUUCGUCGGUCAAGCUGCGAGUGUGUUAGAGGACCUCAGUGGCGUGGACUCUUUGGACUGCUAUUCUAGACGACGGGACAAGCGAAGUGACCCUUUUGGAAGAAAAAACAGGCCAAAGCAACAACAGCCACAACAACAACAACAACAACAACAGCAAUAAGACGAAAACAAGACAUAAAAAUAGGUGAACGUUUUUAAGUAAACAGAUAAACCUUAAGGGUUGUUGAAGUCCCGUCCCAUCCGUGAUAUUCUGUGCGCACAAAACCCGUCUAGUGUCCGUCCUGGUCUGUGUGGGACUACCUCCCCCCCCCGCCCAGCGUGAAACCGAUUAGUACCACUAAUAGUAUCGGCAGCAAAAACAGCAACACAUUUAAACGGUGCGAACUAGUUAGAGCAGCCGCUACAGCUAUAGAAGCCAAGCCAUACGGCGAAGUGGCUCCUCAAAAGAAUCCAUCCAACCUAUCAGUAAACAAACAAGUCUACCCACUUUCGGUUUUCGGUGACUGCUCAACGUGUUCCCUAUCAAACUGCUGCUCCGAACGAGGUCACCGCCCGGUCUCUCCAUGAGUCCCACGAGCACAUUGGACGCGUACAACAUGGACUUGACCACGGCGGCCUAUCGGUACAACGCCACAAUGAUGGAGUACUAUAGCUGUCACGGCGGCGUGAACCAACUGGGCGGAGUGUUUGUCAACGGUCGGCCUUUGCCCGAUGUCGUUCGACAACGCAUUGUCGAACUUGCCCACCAGGGCGUACGACCAUGUGACAUCAGCCGACAGCUGCGGGUCUCACACGGUUGCGUCUCCAAGAUACUAGGACGUUACUACGAAACGGGUUCUAUUCGCCCAGGAGUGAUCGGUGGAAGCAAGCCUAAAGUAGCGACCCCCAAGGUAGUCGACGCCAUCGCCAACUAUAAGAAACAGAAUCCGACAAUGUUUGCCUGGGAGAUCCGGGACCGUCUCCUCGCCGAUCAGGUCUGCGACCAGGACAACAUUCCCUCGGUAUCCUCGAUCAACAGAAUUGUGCGCAACAAGGCGGCGGAGAAGGCCAAAGCGGCGCAUUCGCACUCGCACGUGUCUUCUCCGGCGCCCUUGUCGCCGCCUCAGCAGACGCCAUCACUUGACGCGUCGCGGCCCUCGUACUCUAUCAACGGUAUCCUCGGCAUCGACGGCAAACGUAAACGUCAACAACAGAAUAUUUCCGGCCCCGACCAAACCGACGUUAACUCGAACGGUGAGGUGCGGAGUGAUCUCGAGGAUGAUGUUAAGCGGCCGAGGACGACACAGUACAACGACCAAUAUCCUAGCCUCAGUCCCAACAUGUGGCAAAAGUGGUCAACAAAAACAGAAGAUAUGAAACCUUCGGCAACGGCGAUGGUCAAUGAUAUUCCCUCGGGUGGGUCGGGAUCCCCAUAUGCUCUGCAACAAUUCACGGCCGAUCAGGCGUUCAGCCCGUCAACGACCUCUGCAGCACCCGCGGAGCCUAAGCCCGAUGUUGACGCUCAGACUCCUUUCGAGGCGCUUAGCGCUCCGGGUCAACAACAAGCCAGUCAACCGCAGACACAGGCUACAACUGUAUACACGCCUCCCAUAGGUGGUGUAAUGCCCGGUCUCACAGCCGUCGGCCUCCAUGAACUGGGCGCCCGUUACGCCAAUGCUUCCCCUGCCGCCCCCAUAGCCUCCGACGCUGCAUCUCCCCGGGCGUACGACUCAGUGGCCGCAGCGGCCGAGUCCCCUGCCAAAGCCGACGCGCCGUUGGCCCCUCCGUUAGUCGCGCCGAUGGCGGCCGCCGCCCCUAGCCUCUCGUCACUCACCGUGCUACAGCCGGUCCACUCGACGACGAUACCAGGCUACGCCUCUUUCGCUCAGUACGCUGCACCCGCACCUCUCAAACCUCAGCCGCUGCUCACACUCGAGGAUGCCAACCAUAAUACUACUGCCUCAACAACCGGUCCCCAAGAACAGUGUCCUGAUGUGAGCGGAAGUGUAGCAACGACAAAUGCAACCGAUUACCCCUACGCAAGUCCCUACUCACAAUACUCCACAGCUGCCGCGGGGGCAUAUGCUGCCUACGGUUACGGGUCUGGAAGCAUUCUCAAUCCCUCGUACUAUUACACCCAUAAUGGGGCACGGUCGACUGCGGCGUCGACUACUCAAAGUGUUGCGUCGCUUGAGAGCUAUAAAGCAUCACUAGAGCGUUGCUGAGCCGCCCGGCGAAUCUGAGCAAUUAGAAACAGCGGUCGAAGUGUAGACGGACUACUAUGAAGUUAUAAUAAGACAUGCGCGAAAAAUCAUUCGACGGGACGAUGAAGAGGCAAAACCUGAGAAAGGAGCUAAAGGGAGAAAGAGAGCUGAGAGAGAAGAAGACAAGAAGCAGUGAUGCCACUGAAGGAGAUCUCACUUGUGAUAAAAAAAAGAACACAAUAAUGGACAAAGCAUAAUGAUACUAAUAAGAAAAGUAAUAAUAAUAAUAAUAAUAAUCGAUGAAGGCAACCGCGUCAAAAGAAAGCGCAAACUUUGCUCGCCCAGACAUUAUUGAUUACAGUCGAAAAUCAUUUUCUGGUUGCAUUGAUGUUGUUCAUUCUUACGGAUGUGCGGUUUAGAGAACUUGACGCCGGACGCUCGCAACAUCAGUCGCAGCUGCAGGACAAUACGGGGAUUACAUAUGAAAUCUAUUAGGGCAAGAAAGAAGGAAGUCUGUGUGAGAGCAAGGUUGACAAGGAAUCGAUCGAGACGCUAAUGGACCUAGAGAGAGAUAGCAACAGCUGUGAAUAAUGUACAGAGUUUCAUUGGAGAGAGCGAAAGAAGAGGAAGAAAAGAAAAAAAACUAAUAACAAAGAAGAGCGACCUCAUAUUAACAAAGACAAAGCAACAUCACGCCAACACAACGUUAACGGUCUAAACAGAGACCACUGAGAUUAAAAAAUCUAGCUCGACCGCCCGCACCAGUUUGUCUACAAUGCAAUACAUUAUUUUAUGACUAUUACUAUCAUCUUAUUCGUGUUCUGGAUCCCUGUAGGCGGAGAGAGAGAGAGAGAGAGAGAGAGAGAGAGAGGGAGAGAGAGAGGGAGAUAAACGAUGAGAGCGAGAGAGAGAGAGGGCAGAAAGAAAGCAUGGACAAAUGGUAAAGCUCUCGUUGGUUUCAGCCGAUCCGAGUUGGCUGAUAGCCUAGUUCUCAGGGAGUCGCACGACAUGAACUAGCAUCUUUCAGCACUAAUCGACGACUCAAUCUGCCAGGUAUGUUUCCGUUUUGCAGGGGAACACGAGGGAGAUGGGCGUCGUGUUAUGACCAUGUACAUUGCUUACAUAUGACUACUUCUCGAAGUAAGGAGGUUGGUCGCUGCACGGCACUAAGGAGAAAAAUAGCACCACCAUAAACGGGUGACAAACGGGCACCACUUGCCAGAAGCCCACGGCAGUCGGACGUAGGCUGCGCACCGAGCUCAAGCCCCCGGAAGUGAGACGAAGGGAGAAGGUGAAAUCCAGGGAGGUGGCGUACUGCGCCCGGCUUGCUGUCCGGCUCUCAGACGCAAAUACAGAGGAUACCAAAGAACCGGAGUCGACUCGACAGCAGCGUUAACUUUGAACGGCCCCGAUUCACCUGUGGUUAAUCACAACGCUACGCUACCCACGGGAAGCUGCAGAGCCCGCCAUGCACAGGCUGACGUGUACGGGAUACGCCUAUAUCGAUAUCUCCAGAAGCUCGCGGGUCAAAAUGCUGUUCGUGCGACUGUUCGCUAGGACAGCAAAAAGGAGUACGAAAAUCAGGCGCUGAAAACGACGACGUAAGCAAUGUUGAUUGGUGACAGCCACAGAUCAAGCGGGGACAUCGCAAUGAUACAGUCAGUCGGCCAUUGUACACAUAACUUUGAUUGAUUGGUCGAUAGAUCGAUCAAGUGAGCAUCGAUUCAUUGAUACAUAAUACAACCGCAUUGUAUUUUUAUUCAUCUAAUGACGACGACGACGACGACGCUGCUAAACGAAAUUAUUAUCACUGUUCUUUCCACCCGUAUCUGUUAGUACCCUUACUGCAACGAUGAGUAAUAUAUAGAUGCUGAACAUAAUGGCGUAAAUAAUUUAUUAUCAGAAGCGGAAACACACAGAAGUAUCCACACAAAUAAUCCAGAGAGCUACAGAUGUUGCGCUAUGGCAAAACAACGGCGUAGAACAUUACCAAUGUCAGAGUGAUCAAUCGGGCCAACUACGGAAAACGUAAUAUUUAGCGUUGUCGCAAAUCAUAUUUUGUUUUUUUUCAUGAGCAAUGAAAAGAUCCGUACAAGACAAUGAACCACACGAACGUAGUCACAGGCGGCGUGAACAAGUAUUGCUAUACGUCACACGCUGACUUCUAACACACGUGGCAACACAUUGAUAUAUAAACAAAAAAUAUUCAAAUCUGUGAAACGUUGAGCUGCUGAGGAAGAAUAAGUAAUAUAAUUUCUCAUUUUAUAUUACCUAUUAUAGCUAUAAGUAUGGCUAUUAUAAUUCUAAUAACACCUAUACAUGAAUAUAUACAUAAUUACAAACGUUCUGACGAUAUGAUAUAACAAUUACUAUGAAUAGUAAGAUGAUAACAAGGAUAUUAAUAAUAAUACUGUAUUCAUUUGAAACUAGACAACUUAGGUAAUGCAUAUAUAUAUAUAUAUAUAUAUAUAUAUAUAUAUGAAAAAGCGCGGGAAAAUUUAAAUUUGCGACCGACCCCAAAAGCAGUGAUGUCACAAUCACACGGGGUCGCUGUUUUGGAGGGGCUGGUGCGAGAACGAGACAAUAGUCGAAAAAAGCUGAUACAAUAAGGUUUAUGUAUAUAGUAUCAUGACACCAAUUGAUAUAUAUAUAUGGUUAUUACUGUAAUAACCUACAGCGCCGAUGGUUCUGUGCCAACCAACGUCCGUCUAUAUAAAACUCGAACUUGAAAAAACCUCAUCAUAUUAUUAGAUUAUUGAUAACAUUAUUAAUCUUAGCGACGGUAAUACGGCAAACCUGGGAAACUCGCGUGUGCCCCAUAUCUGCGUUGAAAAUUGUGCCUCUCAAUAAACACAAAAAACGAAAUAAAACUAGUUUACAAUUAACUGCAAUUACGAGCAUAACUUUUAGACGCACGUGGGAAGUAGAAAAAAAAAACAGACAACUGGUGUGUAAUCGUUUCGUUUUCCCGUAUAAACACUUUUUACUGGCGGUCAACAUGAGUUCGCUUUAUAUUUGCGUGUAUUCCCGUGUAUAUUUGCCGUAAGAAUAUCACAACUAAUUGCCCAUUUAUUAGCUGAGUUGAAGGGUUCCUCGAUAUCGUCAACCAAUUCAUAAAAGAAUACCGUCUCAAUAUUAUGCUUGUUAUUACUGUAAUAUCGAUAAUUACAUUAUCACUAAUAUAAUCUAAGAUAAUUAUAUUGUGAAAUCUUCGUUGAGGUUUUAGUUUAGGUAGCACGAUUCGUUCUCGCCCGGUGCGUUUAUGUUCGAUCUUCAUUAGUUUCGUUACACACAGUACAGCGUCAGAUAGAACCUUAUGGAUAUAUCUACGCGCUGAAUGGUAGUGGACGCUUAAAAACUCGAAAAUAGCUAUACUUGCGUACGUAUUAGGUCUUCGCAAAAACGUACUUCUUUCUCUUUUUUUUUUUUUUUUUUUUAUUUUUUUUGAUAAUUCGUUUUACAGAACAUGCGAGUACUAUAAUGCUGGUAGUCACAGUAAAAGCUUAUUCGAGGAAUGACAUUAAAAGAAAAACAAAAUAAUUCCUGAUCGUUGCGUCCUCUUUGCAGAAGCAAAAAUAAUCUCAUACUGAUACUGAUUUUAUGGCUGUCAUAUCUAGACUAAUCCAAUGAGAAAGUUCUGUACGAAAAUACGAUAAUUAUAAAUAUAUAGACAUAUAUCAAUCGACAAGGAUAUAUAUGAGUAAUAUAUAAUAUUACUAUACAUAAAAAAUAAGAGCGAAAGUGAAGGAUGAGGAAUAGUUGUCAUUGUACAUAUGAGGAUAAAGCAGCACUCGUCUAUUCAAAUUUCAACACAACACUAAAGGCAAAUUACCGUAAUACUAUACGAAUUUUGAUAAUCUUUCCAUAAAACUGACGGCACGCAACUCAGCGUGCCUGUUCAACCAGCCGAAACGGUCCCCAAACUACACAGACCCAUUAUGAUAUAUGUAGGAUGCUCUACGAAUUAAAUAAUUAUAGUUAUCUAAUUCAUGUUUUUUUUUUUGCUUUUCAUUGAAUUAAGAAAUGAAUUGUAAUUAAUUGUUGCAUGAUAUAAUUGCGAUCAUUAUCAUCUUGCAAUGUUUGUCGCGCCCUAAAUAUGAUGCCGAUGUCUCGGGUACAUCGGGUGACAUAAUACAAUAACCGACCAUAACCGAUGGAUGAAAAUAUGUGUGAAUGGCAACAGGAAAAGACGGUUGGCUGAAAGGAAGGAACAAAAAAUCGAGAGUGGAUUUGGAAGUCAUAAACGAAGAGUGACUUUUACCACAGCGAUCAAAUGAAACGCGUGGUUCGUCUGCGUCAUAUUUAUUGCGUCGAUGGUGCGGACGGGAACGAUCGCAGAUUACCCCAACAUACAACAUACAAACAAAAUGUAUUGGUCAAUCGUUGCGCUGAUGCAGAGAACAUAACAAUAGAAAAAUGCUUGCGACAACAGUAACAUCUGUUGAAAAUCCUGACAACGGACAACAACCGCUACAAUAGCUCUACCCUAAAAAUCGUUGUAAUAAGAAGGUGGCGACAUCAAUGGGAUUAACGAAAG
Varroa destructor (honeybee mite) is the source of this 8029-nucleotide messenger RNA. RefSeq lists its product as uncharacterized. The record is from RefSeq and is a predicted model, not a curated record. Lineage: Eukaryota; Metazoa; Arthropoda; Arachnida; Mesostigmata; Varroidae. Gene Ontology annotation, biological process: anatomical structure development; regulation of transcription by RNA polymerase II. Gene Ontology annotation, molecular function: DNA-binding transcription factor activity, RNA polymerase II-specific; RNA polymerase II cis-regulatory region sequence-specific DNA binding.